CCCCGAAAAAACGUCACGGCGGUACCGGUAGUCUCGAGACCCUUUUCGCGUCGUCGUCUCCUCCUCCAUAUUUUCCCUCUUAACCAAAAGCCCACGGAGUCAGACCAGAUACUCUAACUCGGUAUAUUACGUCGUCCCAGGGGUUGCACAGCCAAGCUCACCUCCAGGGAUCUCUUAUCUCUCUCCCGCCUGAACCGGAAUCGCGCCCUUUUUCUCUCACAUUCUCAAUCUCAGCCGUCCACACUCUCAACACCAAUUGCACCCCCUGCCUGGAUCUCUUAUCUUUUGAGUCUCUUCCUCCCUUCUUCCUACUUUACUGUUGGCCCAGAAUGUCACUAUCACGUCCGCUGUCACGCAGUGCAACCUCCUUGACCUUGUCACAUCAUCCCUCUUUAUCGACGUUGGCAUUUCUAUUUCUAUAUCACUCCUCCCAAGUCAGAACCGGCGUCAUGGCUAUGGGAGGCGAUGGUGAUGCUCGAGGAGCAACGCAGCUCAAGUAUAACGGUACAGGCGCAACAGGUGCUAAUCCGCUCAAUAUGGAUGUCAAUAUCUGGUACGAGGUGAGUUGUCUAUCUCCGUCGGUCAUUCUCUCAUCUUUGGUCCUCACUCUGUUCACUUUCUAUUUCUCUUGAUCUCUCAGUCUUCUCACCUUUCUCACUCAAAAAAAAAAAGAGUCUGAGAAAGUCCUUUGAGACAGGCAGUGGGUCAUGUUGAAUAGUGGCCCCUCCAAUAUCUUGAACGCCCGCAAGCUGACAUUUUGCGCCCGCAGCCUGGUGAUAUCGCCUGGAUGCUCUCGGCCACAGCUCUAGUGCUGUUAAUGAUUCCUGGCGUUGGGUAAGUCUUUUUUUGGCGCUGUUCAAUUGGAUUAGUGAUCUCAUUUGCUGAUGUUUGUGUCCAAAGCUUCUUCUAUUCAGGUCUCGCCCGUCGCAAAUCGGCUCUUUCGCUUAUAUGGCUCUCAGUAAUGAGCGCCGCAGUGACAACUUUCCAAUGGUUCUUCUGGGGCUUCUCUCUCACGUUCUCGCAUACGGCCGGCCCGUUUAUCGGUGACCUUGCCAACUUUGGCUUCCGCGAUGUCCUGGCCCGGCCCUCGGUUGGUUCCGCACAUCUCCCCGAUAUGCUCUUCGCCGUUUACCAGGGCAUGUUCUCCGCCCUAACUGUCGCUCUCGCUACCGGUGCCGUCGCCGAGCGUGGCCGCAUGCUCCCCUGUAUUAUCUUCAUCUUCGUGUGGGCCACUGUCGUGUACGACCCCAUCGCCUGCUGGACCUGGAACCCCAAUGGCUGGUCCAACAAGAUGGGCGGCCUCGAUUUUGCUGGAGGUACCCCUGUGCACAUCGCUUCUGGAAGCGCUGCUCUGGCUUAUUCCAUGAUGCUGGGCAAGCGUAGUGGCCAUGGAACGCAUGAGCUCAACUAUCGCCCUCACAAUGCUACUCAUAUCGUAACCGGAACGGUCUUCCUUUGGGUUGGAUGGUUUGGCUUCAACGCCGGCUCUGCCCUCUCUGCUAACCUUCGUGGCGUAAUGGCCGCCGUCGUAACUAACCUUGCUGCUUGUGUCGGUGGCAUGACCUGGUGUCUCUUGGACUAUCGUCUGGAGAGGAAGUUCUCCACUGUCGGCUUUUGCUCUGGUGUUGUUGCCGGUCUCGUCUGCAUCACUCCUGGCUCUGGUUACGUCCCCCCAUGGGCUGCUGUCAUCUUUGGUGUUGUCGGCGCUGCUGGCUCUAACUAUGCUACCAAGGUGAAGUUUCUCCUUGGAAUUGAUGAUGCACUCGAUAUCUUCGCCGUCCACGGCAUUGGUGGUUUGAUCGGCAACAUCUGCACCGCCUUCUUCGCCACCCCAAGCAUCGCUGCUCUCGACGGCUACUCUCGCAUCAAGGGCGGUUGGGUCGAACGUCACUGGGCGCAGAUGGGUUAUCAACUGGCCGAUUCUAUCUGUGGAGGCCUAUACUCAUUCGUCGUCACUUGCAUCAUCCUAUUCCUCAUGAACCUCAUUCCCGGUCUGCGUCUUCGAGUCGAUUCGGAUGCCGAAGUUCAGGGUAUUGACGAUGCCGAGAUUGGAGAGUUCGCAUACGACUACGUUGAGCUUACUCGCGAAGUCGUCAGCGAUAUCGACAACGAGUCCGGAAGCCGAUACUCGGCUGAUCCUACGGCUUUCCACCAUUAUGAAAAAAACCACAUCCCUAUGAUUGAUGCUCGCAUGUUUGGUGGCCAGCCCGCGCAUGCCCCUGUGACGUUUCCACAGUGAGGUUGCUUAUGACAGGCGGGACGGCUAUAUGUAUUGAGUCAAAUUGUACGCAUCGAACGGCGCCAUGGGUUUGGAAUUGUUGAGUUAUAGAUACCCCGGUUCUUGAACCGAUUUUAUUGGAUGAUUUAGUUGUAUAGUACAUGGUUUCAUUGUUGUAUCAGCCUGGGUAGACACUUCAGUAUAAAAAACAAAAGGCAUAUUUUUCCAUCCACAGAUCCCUUUAGUCUCCGCGAUGCACCAUGACAAUGGGACUUUUCCAUUCACG
Molecule: messenger RNA, 2504 nt
Organism: Fusarium odoratissimum NRRL 54006
Lineage: Eukaryota; Fungi; Ascomycota; Sordariomycetes; Hypocreales; Nectriaceae
Exons: 2
Coding region: 962-2239 (425 amino acids)
Biological process (GO): ammonium transmembrane transport
Cellular component (GO): plasma membrane
Molecular function (GO): ammonium channel activity
Source: RefSeq, a predicted model, not a curated record